AUGGCAUCAUGUUCCACUCUUAAACAGAGUCCAUUGCCUAUGAAAGAAACACCCUUAAACUAUCAUCCAUAUCCACCUUCUCUGGCUAGAUAUGAGGAUGGUGUAGCCUGUCCAAGACUCUUCAUGGAUACUUUAGAGAAGCUCCAUGCUACAAUGAGAACCAAGUUCAUCAAGGAUGGGAGUAGAGGAGGUGCUGCCUACUGGAGAAGGGACACUUCCUUGCUUUGA
Messenger RNA from Ilex paraguariensis (yerba mate), 228 nucleotides. NCBI's taxonomy places the organism in Eukaryota, Viridiplantae, Streptophyta, Magnoliopsida, Aquifoliales, Aquifoliaceae. The record is from the annotation of a GenBank genome assembly.